Symbiodinium sp. CCMP2592 is the source of this 1119-nucleotide messenger RNA. NCBI's taxonomy places the organism in Eukaryota, Dinophyceae, Suessiales, Symbiodiniaceae. The record is from the annotation of a GenBank genome assembly.
AUGGACAAGAAUGUCGUGAAGGGCAUGGUGGACUCCCUUGAGGAGGCGCGUGCAACGCGAACCUUGACCGAGAACGAAGAGCGCUUCACUAGCGAGUACCACCAGGAAGUGAGGGCACAAGCUGCCAGGAAGAAGGGAAGAAGUGCGCCCUCAGAGGCGAAGGAGGACGAGACACUUUCCGAGGACCAGCCGACGAGUCCGAGGACGGAGCCCGACGCGGCUAAGGAGCCCAAGGUGGCUGAAAGGAAGGAGACGGAGUCGGAGGACAGUGCAGCGCCUUCGGUGGCGAAGCGGGAGGCGGAGCAGAGCUCGGAGGGCGAGAAGGAGCGCCGACGCCGGCGGGAGGAAGAAGACCGGGAGCGCAGCAGACGCUUUGAACGGGAGAUGGCGGAGUUGAGUGAGAGCAUCCAGCGCCAGCGAGAGGCGGAAGCGCAACUAUUUGCGGACCGGCUUCGCGAGUGGAGCGACACGCAAGAUCGCUGGUGGCGCGAGGCGCAGGAGGAGAGGGCGCGCCGUCGCCGUGAUGAGGAGGAGGAGGACCGUCGCAACCGAGGGCGCCGGGACCGGCGAGAGGACAGGAUCGCUGGGAUGAUGGGCGUUAUCGCCGAGACGACAGGCGCGAUGAUCGCCGGGGUGAUGGGCGUGAUCGCCGAGACGACAGGCGCGGCCAUCGCGACCUUGGGCCUGGGCAGUGGCGCCGCUCUGGCGAUGAUGACACGGACUCGUGGUAUGGUGGCAGAGGGCGCUCUGGAGGAGCGAGCAGCAGCAGCGACCCCCGUGGCGGGAAGGGCGCCCGUGGUGGCGGCAAAGGAGGAGCGCGCCGGGGGCGCCGUCACGAAGGUCGCCGUGCUGCUGGGCGCGUUUGAACGCGAUGGCUUGAGCGCAGACUUGCUCGACAUGGCAGAGCGCUUCCAAGACGCUUUAAGCGCGCGCACGACGCGGAUUGAGGAUGGGUCGUGGGCAGACAAGCUGCGGCGCUUAGUUAUAGCGAUCGAGAACCAGGACGAGGACAUGGUUCAGGAGCUGCUUUACGACUACACCCACAGGUGCAGUUUCCUGCAGAGCGCCCUGGCCAACAAGAAGUGGGAGGAUUGGCGGCGGCGGGGCUACGAGGAUUAG